CUACCGUGCUGUACGGGAGGCAACGAGUAAUGUACGCACUCGUACGAUUCGAACUCUAGGAUGAAUGAUGAUCAAAUCUUUGUUGCUGGCAUCGAACCCUAAUCGAUCGUGCCGUUCCGUAUCCUCCACCGACUUUGUGGUUGUUGCUGUAUUGACAUUCAAAGAACAACCACAACAAUACGGCAUCAUUCGUCGCUCCUCGACACACGAUCGGCAAUGAGCGAAUGCAGCGAUUUUCUAUCCGCCUUCGAUGCGGGUUCGUCUACCCUGGCCUCGAGGCUGGACCGGCCCAUCAAGGCCACCGCCGACGACGCCAUGGCGGCGAAGCUUGCUACUACGCACGCGGGAUACUACGUGGAUCCCUUCGUGGACGCCGUGUGCCGGGCCCCCGGAGAGGAACCCACCAAACAGGGGAGGUCGCCGGGGGCCUCGCCCCGGCUGGGUCAGGCCAACGGCGGCAACCGCGGCGGCGGCCGGAGGAGGACCGUCCAGCCGCUCAUCAAGCGGGGGACCCACGCCCGCGUGUGUGUCAUGGAUCKCGCCAUUUCCACCUUCCUGGACACGGCGCAAACCGCGGCGGCGGCGGCGGCCACCGCGGGAGAAGGGGUGGCUUCUGCCUGCCAGAUCGUGGUCCUCGGUGCCGGGAAAGACACCUCGUACUUUCGCUAUCGCAACGGAAACCUGAUGGGAGCGGAAGACCGCGAGGAGUCGGGACCACAAAGGAGAGCCGGGUCCAACCGUGCCACGCAGAGUCCGCCAAGGGUUAAGGUCCCGGUCCAUUGGUACGAGGUGGAUCACGACAGCGUCAUAAAAGAAAAGGCGUCCCUGAUUCGGAAAUCCAAUCUGCUGAAAUCGUUCUGCCCAUUGAUGGUCAAGACGCCAACCGGGUACGAAUGCACGGGCAGCKGUGUUGGCCUGCUAGGAAGUUUCAACGAGGCACCCCAGCCGUCCUAUCAUUUGAUAGGCCACGAUCUGAGAGAAUCCCCCGCAAAACUCUUCGAAAAACUCGGUUUGGAUCCGGCCUUGCCGACACUCUUCACCAUAGAAUGUGUCUCCAUGUACGUGCCGAUCACAGCGUGCAAAAACCUGUUGCAAGCCCUCUCGGUCUCGGCAGACACGGUGUACAUUGCUUGCUACGAACCCAUCCUCGGCAGCGACAACGGGUCUGCGAGGGGCGACCCGUUCGGUCGGGUCAUGGAACAAAACAUCGUCCAGAUGGGCGUCGCCAGCCCGGAUUCCUGUCUCCUACAGACAAGGACGCUGGCCGACCAACUCGAAAAACUAGUCCGGUGCGAGGGGUUUGAUCGUGCGGUGGGUUGCGACAUGUGGUCGGCGUACGAAACCAUAGUGACCGAUGCGCARCGAAAGCGCGCCAGCAAGAGUGAGUUCAUGGACGAAUACGAAGAGCUGGUCUUGAUCAUGCGACACUAUUGUWUUGUCGUAGCCAGAGGGGGUCGAUCUCCGGGCAACGCACGGCAGCAACCCAUUGAUUUGACAACGAUUCCCGGAUCGGACAACACAACGGAAGAAAGAUCUUCUUCGCUGGGUUGGGUGCCAGGAAAAUGUUUAGAACUCGAAAAAGAUGAAACAUAGACGUUUUUGUGUCGUGACAAUCCGCAAAAUCUGGGUGAGCUACCCUAGAAUAGACACCUUCUAAAAUA
Messenger RNA from Pseudo-nitzschia multistriata, 1661 nucleotides. The record is from the annotation of a GenBank genome assembly. NCBI's taxonomy places the organism in Eukaryota, Bacillariophyta, Bacillariophyceae, Bacillariales, Bacillariaceae.